Yamadazyma jaroonii is the source of this 810-nucleotide messenger RNA. The record is from the annotation of a GenBank genome assembly. NCBI's taxonomy places the organism in Eukaryota, Fungi, Ascomycota, Pichiomycetes, Serinales, Debaryomycetaceae.
AUGUUGAUCACCGAAUCAUUCCAUGAUGUUAAAACAUCUUAUGGAACUACCAUGAGAUUAUAUGUGUUCCAUCCUAAGAUCCCUAAUUAUCCUAAUGUUAAGUUUCCAGGGGUGGUAGUUUGGUCAGAAAUCUACCAAUGUAGUGCUCCAGUUGCAAGAUUCUGUAAAGAUAUUGCCGGUCAAGGUUUUAUUGUUGUCUGCCCUUCAAUUUAUCACAAUUUUAUUGAUCAUGAACCUUUACCUUAUGAUGUCAAAGGAACUGAUAUGGGGAAUGAAUUCAAAAUCAAAAAACCUUUGAAAUCUUAUGAUGAAGAUUCUACUUUAGCCAUUGACUAUUUAUUAUCAUUGAAAACUUGUAAUGGUAAGAUUGGAUCUUCAGGUAUGUGUCUCGGAGGUCAUUUAGCUUUCAGAUCAGCUUUGGAUCCAAGAGUCAGUGCAGCCGUAUGUUUCUUUGCUACUGAUAUUCAUAGCCAUGCUUUGGGUGAAGGUAUGAAUGAUGAUUCUUUAGAAAGAUGUGGAGAAAUCAAAGGAGAAAUCAUUAUGAUUUUUGGCUGUAAGGAUAAUCAUGUGCCUUUAGAAGGAAGAGAUUUAAUUAGAAGUGAAUUAAGAAAGAAAGAUGUUGAGAUGACUUUCAUCGAAAUCAAUGAUGCCCAACAUGCUUUCGUUAGAGACGAAAUGAGUAAAGGUAGAUAUGAUCCUGCUACUACUAAAAAUUGUUUCGAAUGGUUAAUGGAAUUAUUCAAUAGAAAAUUAAAAUUGGAGUAUGGUGAACAUGAUGGAGUUGCUACCAAAAUCGAUAACGUGUGUUAG